UGCAGCCGGCGGCGUCACACGAUGCCAUGAGCGGGGCACGCGAGCGCCGCGCCGACACCGUCGAGCUCCUGCCCCUGAAGUCGGCGCUGGUCAACAACAACCGCGAGGAUGAGGCGUACUACCCGCCGGCCCUGCCGUCCACCUCCAACCUGUCCAACCUCUACGAGUACACGCUGCUCUCGAAGAGGACGCCGGCGUCGAAGAGGCUCCUCUCCAAAACUACACAACCCUCGCCCACUCCCCUGGUGACGCUAUGCGGGGCGCCGCCUCCGUCCAGGAAGCGCGAGGAGCUGACCGCGCUCGCUAACCUGCGCAAGAAGGUGGCUCCCGCGCUGCUGCCCGACAGAAAGUCAUCCAACAAGAACAACAACGAGCAGGCGAACAAAGACGACAACGAAGAGCAACUAGACAACAGACCAAAACUUUUACAAAGGGUGCUACAAACGCGUCCGGUCAGCAUGGUGGUGCAGUGGAGCGAGGUGCGCACGGCGUGGCAGGACAGCGACUUCAUCACGGAGUGCCUCUGCUGGCACAACGUGUACCGGCAGCGGCACGGCGCGCCGCAGCUGUACAUGGCGCCAGAGCUGUGCGACUACGCUCAAGCGUGGGCGAACCACCUGGCGCACACAAACAAGUUCCACUACAGGAACGACCGCGACGUGGGCCAGAACCUCUACCAGCGCCCGGUCAGCGCGCUGCAGCCUGACAUCACAGGGCAAGAAGUGUCUUCCUACUGGUACGCAGCUGUCCGCCAGUACAACUACUUCAAGGAGCCAGAUGUUCUACACGCCAACGUUAAUGGAGGUCAUUUCACGCAAAUGGUAUGGGUGGCAACGCGCUUCUUCGGCGUAGGCAAAGCGCGGUCUCGCGCGGGCAAAGUGAUUGUGGUGGCAAACUACUCACCACCAGGGAACGCCUCUGGUCAGUUCGAGGCCAACGUGCUCCCACCGCUGCCGGAGAACUUCCCAGACCUGCCACCACCGCCGGAGCACUGACGAAGGUUCUCCAUACGUGGCAGGAGACUACAGAUCGACGCCACGUUCAACCGAUAAACGCAAAUGCAACGAAUAACGACGCGACGUGUCAGAUUUGGAUAACGUUAUGAUUUUAUUAUGAAAAUGUAGAAUUAGAAAGAGCGAAACAUCGAAAACCGGUAGAUAGCUACUGAAUUGUCAGCUUAUAUAGACAAAUUGCCUUAGAAUUGCCCAUUGAAGCACGGAAGUGCUCUACAUCGUACGAAUCCACGUCCAUGAUUCAUAUCAAUUAGUGUUGUGUUGAUGUAAUGUACACGAGGAGUAAGGUGUAAGGUAUACACGACUUAAUUUUUAUAUGAACACAAAAAUAAAUUUUGAUACAAAAAUUAAUACGUAAUUAAGCCUCAAAUAUGAGCUUCGAUUAACGAGCUAACAACACAAGCUGGGGCCUGUUGUAUCAACGAAGCCUUUUUCUAAGUCCGUCUUCUGCAAUUAAUUAAUCACACCGUCCCAAUUGAUUCUACCGCUACCGCACAGCUUGUGCCCUUGUGGCUGUUGGAGUUAGCAGGUUAGAGCCUUCGAAUUUUCGGCCUACUGUACAUACCUCUAGCACGAAAAACAUUCCGCCUUCGAAAGAAAAGCUUUUGAUGGCGAUUCGAAUACGCAUACGAUUCGAAGUCGAAAGUUUUUCGUGCUAGAGGUACUGAUACUGUACCAUUUCUAUACCACAACACGUGACACAUCGUCCAUUUUAGCUUUGUGCUUAGUCAAUUAGGUAAUUAAAAAUCUUGGUUGUUUCUGCCUGAGCUUGGAUUUUAUAACGAUAUUUAGAAUUAUAAAGCAAUAGUCAUACGCACAGACACGUUUUAGAGAGAGAUUAAGUAUAAUAGAUUUUAUGCCUGCCAUAGUUUUAGUCUACCUAGUAAGAUGCUUUUGAGGAUGUUUGUUAUUAAUUACAAUGCUAUAAUCCUUAGGAAAUUAUAUUCAGGGCUACCCAAAAAGGUUUUGUUAAAAUCCUUCAAUUUCGAAAAAGGGUGCAUAUUACAUGGAAUGUCGGUUUUGUAAAUGUAAUAUGAAAGCUAAACCAAAGCUUGCACCAUCCAGUGGAUUUUUGCAUUGGUUUACAUUUUCUUCUAUAUUUCCUCAUGUGGGAAUCCAACUUACAGAACUAUUGUACCGCUGAAAUUCCUCAAAAUGAUGUGCUACAAAAUAGUUUUAUACAAUAGGUACAAAGAUCGAAAGUCAAAACAAUCAAGUUUACAGUCAUUUGUAACUUCUUCUACUUAAAAAUUCACUAUGAAGUCACUUGACGUCACAAUUGCUAUUAAUUUUACUGUAGGCGUUGUGCGCCAAAACACCAAUCUCGUAGUAAUAAUGUAUUUCCAAUGCAAUAAUUAUUAAAAAUAAUAAUGAUGUUGUCUCAAAACAUCUUUAGUCUCUCUAAUCUUUAUCUGGCUGCCCUCUAUAGAAUUCUAUACACUCUUUUAAACAUAAUAUCUAGAAAUUCCAGAUAUCUUCACUGUUAAAAUACGAACUUUUAGAUACUUCUCUAAUAGAAUAGCCCACUUUGUAAACUUUGCAAAAUAUUCGUACUAAGCACUUUAGGCCUAAAAAUAUUUUUGCUUCUCCUAAUUAUGAAUAAAAACUCGUCUUCCCAAAAGGUUGAUGAUUACUUAUAUUGUACAAUUGUUAAGUUUUCUUGUUAUAAUAUCACUAUGUAUGAUUCAUUCUGAAUGUAUUUUUGUAAAACGGAAACCAAAAAUCUUGUGAACGGAAAUGUUUAAGAAUGCAUUAUGAGCAAAUUGGGUGUUAUAUGAGAGAAUUAUUUCCUAAUUUAGGUGAAUAGUUAAUGCUUAUAAGGAAAAUUAAAUGAGAUUUUAAUCUGCACUUAAAAAUACUGAAUGUUUCAGUCUUACUCUUUAUAUGACAAACUUAUUUUAAUUUAGAACAGAUCAUGAUGGAUCUUAUCUAUUGAAUUUAAAUUAUAUUAGCAGUAGUACAGUACAGUGUGUCACCUUUUCAUCAGUUUUGCAUUGAGCAAAGCAGCAAUGCCUCCCUGGCACAACCAUGACAUUUUUGCCUUCAUUAGUACAUUAUCAGGAUAUCCCAUACAGUAGCACAUCUAGCAUAAGUCAGGAGUAGAAAACUUUCCGAGAUACACAAAUCAUUUAUCUUUGUUCAUAGAAACAUACAAUCAAAUUGAAGAACUUACCUAUCCAGCUAGUGCUAUAUCUUGUUACAGCUUAUAAAACUUUCUGAUUCACUAUAUUAAUUUGUUACCUAAUAAGACAAAAAAGGGUGAUAAGUGCAAUGUUAUUGUUGUAUUUAGUUGUAGAGAACCACAUUGAUGUAGAUACAGUGCCAAAUAAAUAAGUAGCCUAAA
This is a messenger RNA of Ostrinia furnacalis (Asian corn borer), 3357 nucleotides long. Its product is annotated as ectin. The record is from RefSeq and is a predicted model, not a curated record. The transcript has 7 exons. The coding region runs from base 27 to 995 and encodes 322 amino acids. Gene Ontology annotation, cellular component: extracellular region. Lineage: Eukaryota; Metazoa; Arthropoda; Insecta; Lepidoptera; Crambidae.